Messenger RNA from Nicotiana attenuata, 2472 nucleotides. RefSeq lists its product as uncharacterized. NCBI's taxonomy places the organism in Eukaryota, Viridiplantae, Streptophyta, Magnoliopsida, Solanales, Solanaceae. Gene Ontology annotation, molecular function: nucleic acid binding. The record is from RefSeq and is a predicted model, not a curated record. The coding region runs from base 1 to 2472 and encodes 823 amino acids. The transcript is spliced from 2 exons.
AUGAGUCUAAGCAAUGAGCAAGCAGAUGGGGCUCAGCUAAAUCAAACCAAUUCUCAUCAAAAUCAAAUAGCUGGAACCCAACAAAUAGGUAUUGAUUAUAAUCAUCCUUUGUUUCUUCACCCUUCAGAUGUCAGUGGAAUACAAAUUAUUUCAUUCCAGCUGACUGGAAUUGAAAAUUACUCUGUUUGGUAUCGUUCUAUGCGAGUAGCAUUGCUAGGAAGGAACAAAUUUGGAUUGGUGGAUGGAUCUUGUAGGAAAGAAAGUUUUCCUGUUACUAUGUGGAACCAUUGGGAGAGAGUAAAUGCUAUUGUACUUUCUUGGAUCAUGAAUUCUGUGAAUAGUAGUCUUCUUGGUGGUAUAAUGUAUGCAUCUAAUGCUCAGACAGUCUGGGAUGAUCUAUAUGAACGAUUCUAUAAAGUAGAUGAUGCAAGAACUUUUAACUUGCACAAAGAAAUUGCCACUCUUACUCAAGGCACUUCAUCCGUAUCUGUGUAUUAUUCAAAACUGAAGGACAUGUGGGAGGAGUUUGAGGCAUUAAUUCCAGUCCCUGGUUGUGAUUGUCCAAGGUCUAGGGAUUUUGUAGUUUAUCUACAAAAACUAAAGGUAUAUCAAUUUCUUAUGGGUCUCAACGAGUCUUACUCUCAAGCAAGAGGUCAAAUUCUUAUGAGACGACCUUUACCAACAGUAAAUCAAGCAUACUCAAUGGUUAUAAGUGAUGAAAGUCAAAAGACAGUGGCUGCUACUUCUGGAAUUUUAGGUGCAAAUCCAGCAAUUAGUACUGAGAGUUAUGAUGUUGCAAUGUAUACAAAAAAUAUGGGAAAUCAAAGAUAUAAAAAGAAUUAUAAUAUUCAGUGUGAUUUCUGCAAAAUUAGAGGUCAUAGUAAAGAAAAUUGCUUCAAGAUAGUUGGCUAUCCUCCAGAUUUCAAAUCUAAAAGGAAAGGGCCAGGAUCAUAUAACAAUGGAACAAGAGCAUGUCCAGCAGCUUAUAAUGCUCUAGCAGAAAUUCCUCAACACCAGCCUAAUGUGAGUUAUCAGCAGGAAUCUCAGAUGACAAAUGGUCAAAUCAUUGAUAAUUCACUGCCUCAGAUAGGAGCAUUCACAAAAGACCAAUAUGAGCAGAUAUUACAAAUCCUAAACAAAACUAACCUAAAAGGCAACAACAAUAAUUGUUCAGCAAAUGUAGCAGGUAUGAGUAUAACUUUGUUAGUUUCAAAUUGUCCAAAAGAAUGGAUUAUUGAUACUGGUGCAACUAAUCAUAUGGUGUCAGAUAUUAACAUGUUAAAUCAAGAAUCUAUAGUUGAAAAUACUAAUCCGAAGAGAGUGUGUCUUCCUAAUGGUGAAAUUUCAAAUGUUACACAUACUGGAACUAGUUCAAUAUCUGCUAGAAGUACACUUAGCAAUGUUUUCCAUUUACCUCAGUUCAAAUUUAAUCUAAUGUCUGUGUCAAAAAUGACUAAGGAACUAGCUUGUGCUGCAACCUUCUACCCUCAGUUUUGUAUUUUUCAGGAUCUCUUCAAUGGGAGGGUGAAGGAGAUUGGUAAAGAAAGAGAUGGCCUAUACAUACUACUGAGUCAACUUGCUAAUAAAGAUAUGAAUGUCAGCCUCCUUGUAAAGGAAGUGCUUAGUGCAGAAGACAUAAAUCUAUGGCAUAAAAGAUUUGGUCAUGUGUCAUUAUCUGUUCUUAGGAAAAUGGUUCAAAAUAAAACUGAGUCUAUAGCAGAAGUAUUAAAUAAGUGCAAUAGAACUUGUGCUUAUACUCCUCAGCAAAAUGGAGUAGCUGAGAGAAAACAUAGACACAUACUAGAAGUAACUAGAGCUAUCAGAUUUCAAGCCAAUAUACCUAUUAAAAUUUGGGGUCAUUGUGUUCUAGCUGCUAUAUACAUAAUUAACAGACUUCCUUCAUCAGUUAUAGGAGUUUCACCAUUUGAAAAACUAUACAAAAGGAAACCUUCUCUAAUUCAUUUAAGAGUUAUAGGGUGCCUUUGCUAUGCCAAAAUUAUACAAGAAUCAGACAAACUGAAACCAAGAGCAAAAUCUGCAAUAUUAAUGGGAUAUUCAGAGGUGCAAAAAGGUUAUGUCUUAUAUGAUUUAACUACUAAUUCCUUCUUUGUAAGUAGAGACGUUAUUUUCAGGGAAGAUGUAUUUCCAUUCAGGAAUGUUACUACAUCUUCAUCUCCUAUAUUUGUAUCUCAACCUAUCUUAGACAAUAGACAACCCGAGGGUUACACUCAGCAACCUGUUGGUUUUCCUCAACCUACAAACACUCAAGACUAUGAAGCAGACUACAUAGAUACAAGUGCAGAAGAGAUUCCUAACUCAAUCUACAAGCUGUCACAGAAUCUGCCACUACAAAUCAACAACAGGAUCAGUCAACAAUCAUUCUUCCUAUUGCUUCAACAAAUAUUCAGCAGAAUCAACAAAACAACACUACUAGAAGAUCUGGCAGGGAAAAACAUCCUCCAAUAUGGAUGA